Messenger RNA from Cannabis sativa, 2286 nucleotides. RefSeq lists its product as uncharacterized. Bases 1 to 2286 code for a protein of 761 amino acids. The transcript has 4 exons. The record is from RefSeq and is a predicted model, not a curated record. Lineage: Eukaryota; Viridiplantae; Streptophyta; Magnoliopsida; Rosales; Cannabaceae. Gene Ontology annotation, molecular function: nucleic acid binding; RNA-DNA hybrid ribonuclease activity.
AUGGUCUCUGAGGAAGAAAUCAAGCGUUCUUUGUUUCAUAUGCACCUAGACAAAUCCCCAGGCCCUGAUGGUAUGACUCCUGGGUUCUUUCAAAAAUACUGGAACAUUGUGAAGAUGGAUGUUGUGGCACAGGUUAGAGCUUUCUUUGAUAAUGUUAUUUCCAAGGUGUUAGCUAAUCAGAUUAAAGUGGUGCUACCCCAUGUUAUAUCUCCAAAUCAAUUUGCUUUCAUUCCUGGGCGUUUAAUCUCGGAUAAUAUCAUGAUUGCUUUUGAAGUCAUGCAUUAUCUCAAGAGGAAACGUAAGGGUAAGGAGGGGUACAUGGCGUUGAAAUUGGAUCUUAGUAAGGCUUAUGACCGUGUUGAAUGGAGUUUUCUUAGAGCAAUGAUGGAAAAAAUGGGUUUCGCCAAUCAUUUUGUGGAUCUCAUUUUGGCUAUGGUGAACUCUGUGAAGUAUAAAAUUGUUCAUGGCGGCCAUGAUUUGGAGUCUUUUGUGCCAAGAAGGGGAAUUCGUCAAGGGGAUCCUUUAUCCCCCUAUCCUUUUUUGAUUUGUGCCGAAGGAUUUACUUCUCUUAUUCGAAAAUUUGAGCAUGAUGAUCUCUUGAAAGGUUGUAAAGUUGCAAAUGGGGCACCAAUAAUAUCACACAUGCUUUUUGCGGAUGAUAGCUAUGUUUAUUGUCGUACUAAUGAAAGGAAAGCUUCCAAUAUAUUGCGACUUCUUCACUUGUUUGAGGCUGCUACUGGGCAGCAGGUGAAUUUCAGCAAGUCAUCGAUAUUUUUCAGAUCUAAUACUCCUAUCGAUCUUAGAAAUAGACUUUGUACUAUGCUGGGAAUGUCUAUGGCUGAUGAACGAAGUACGUAUUUGGGUCUCCCAUGCACUAUGGGAAGAAAUGAAGAUGCGAUUUUGGGGUUCCUUAAAGAGAAAAUGCAGAAGCGAAUCCGAAGUUGGGAAGGCCGUCUUUUAUUGAAAGCGGGUCGUGAAAUUCUUUUAAAGACGGUGGCUCAAGCUUUGCCUACUUAUGCUAUGUCCGUGUUCUUACUUCCUUUGAAAACUUGCUCACACCUUGAAAGCCUAAUGUCGAAGUAUUGGUGGGGCUCUUCUAAUAAUAGAACAAAAGGUCUUAUUCGUGAUGGAGCUCGAAGAAGAAUCGACUCAGGUGAUACUACUCCAGUUCUUAAUGUCCCGUGGCUGAUGUAUGAUGUCAAUCUUUAUGUGUUAUCUACACACCCUGCUUUGUCUCAAUGCAAAGUCUCGAAUCUGAUGCAAGUUGAUAACAAGCAAUGGGAUUUAGAGGUAAUAACUGAUUUAUUUGAAUCAAGGGAUAUUGAUUUGAUUUUGAAGAUACCUUUAAGUAACACUUUAGAUGUUGAUACCAGGUAUUGGAGUAAAGAACCAUCUGGUUUUUAUUCGGUUAAAAGCUCCUAUCAGUAUCUCCAAGAAUUAAAAGGAGAUUGGAGCAUUCAAAUGGAAUCAGAUUUAUGGAGAAUCCUUUGGAAAGUUAAAGUUCCCCCCAAGGUUCUUCACUUUGCUUGGAAAGCUAUAUCAGGUUGUUUGCCUACUCGAACUCAGCUACUACGAAUCAAACAUGUCCCUGUAGAAUCCCUUUGUGUUUUUUGUAAUUCUGAGGAAGAAUCUAUUCUCCAUGUGUUGGUUGAUUGUCCUUUUGCCAAUUCUUGCUGGAAUAGGUCUGGUGUGGGAUUAAAUUUCUAUACUGCCAGCACUUUUACUGACUGGUUCAAGGGGUUUUUGGUAGGGGGUAGGUCGAGUAUGUUGGAGGAAGUUUUGAUGGUUGGAUGGGGCAUUUGGAAAGCUCAGAAUGAGUUACUUUGGAAGGGACGCUCAAGUACUGUUGCUGAGGUUGUCCGAUUAGCUCGAAAUGCACAUUUUCGUUGGAUGGGACUGGAUGGGAGUUUAAUUGAAGCAUAUUCUACACUGCAUAAUGGUGCUUGUCAGCCGGCUUUAGCUGAGGUGUUGAGUGUCAAGGAGGCCCUUAGUUGGCUCAAGUUGAAGAAUUUUUUGAAUGUGUUAAUCGAGACUGAUUGUAUUGUUGUCGUUCAAGCUAUGUACAGCUCGGCUGCACUUCUUUCUGUUUUUAAUAUGUUUAUUCAAGAGUGUCAAAUGAUUCUUGAUUCUUUAAAUAAUGUUUUAAUUUCUCAUGUUAAACGAUUUGCGAACAAAGCCGCACAUUGUGUUGCUCGCGGUGCUUGUUUUUGGUCUGAUCGUCUUUUUACUGAGAGCAAUAUUCCUUCUGCUCUUCAGUCUAUUGUAAUAGCGGAUAUUACUGUUUAA